AUUUUGAGGCUGGGUAUGCACCCUAAUAUUGAGAAGCGGUCGGUUGUCAAUAGCAACGUGUCUAUAUGGCUGGUCGCUUACUUUACCUGAAGUCACUUGAUCAAUAUUGGAAGGAUGACAACAGAAGAGGCAUCUGGCGAGAUAUUCACAAAGCCGUGAAAAAGAUCAGGGCUGCACACGAAUCUAAGUCUCACGGCAGUGUGAUCCCGAACACAAAUGGUAUCCAAAUUUUGUAUGAAAAGUUAAUUGCUGACCUACAAGAGGUGUUGGGAUCCAAAGGGAAGUGGAAGGAUAGAACCCACAACGCAGAACUGCUUCUCGAGGCGAUUGGGGAAUGGGAACUUGGAAGCCAAGGUACAGACCAAACACCUACUUACAUAGUAGCCAAAGCUUUAUGUCGCCUUGAACCAAUGAUGCCAUUCACGCAUCCUAUAAAAGUGAAAUCUGAAGACGAACGCACAAACCGCAAAACUGAUGAUACAACAUAUUGCUUCCCCGAAGCUGUGGCACGAGGAGACCAACAGCUGGUUAAUGUCAUGCUGGAUGUACUGCCUGAGCAUUCCAAAGGCUCAGAGCAGAGGAAGGCAUUCCUUGACAGCUAUAUCGACAACAAAUACGGAAGCGUCCAAAAAACUGCAUUUCGCCUUGCAGCUGAAAAGCUAAGACUGGGUGUACUUGAAAUGCUGCUGGGAAGGUAUUCGGAGUUAGCGGACAGAGAUAACAUCAUGGAAUGUCUUGAGGCUGUCAUACAGAGAACUGCGAUGAAGGGAGACGAAGAAGAAGAAGACACUGCUCUUGGCGUGUUCAAGCUCAUCGUGCGUCAUAUGGAUAAAAGCGAGGAUAGAGAUGUGUGGGGCAAGAUCUGGAAAAGUGCCGUGAAAGUAUCAUCAACCAAGGUGAUCGAAUACCUACUAAGCGGAGAGAAGGAAGCUCCAAGCGCAAAGAUCUUCAUUACGUACGACAACGCAAAGUUUGUCAUUGAGAAUAACGACAUCGGGAUGUGGGAGAAAUUUGAUCGCACAGACCGAUGUUGGCUUCUCAGCGAGAAGAGCAAAGACCUUCUGCACACAGCUGUCCGCUCUCGUAAAGCAGAGAUCGUCCAAAGCAUUCUCAAAGAUGUUCCAGAACAAAUCGAAGUUCAAGCCGGAGAAAAGCAAGAUAUAUUUGCUAUACAGGAGCUGAAACCCUCGACUCCGUCGUACGAGGAUAUUCGGCAUACUUUGGUUUGUGCUAUGAUCCGUAGCACUAGCGAUAAAUUUGGAAUCAGGGAACUCCGGACUAUAUUGAAAAAGUCAAAUGUUGAAGCGGAUCAGCUUUGCCUCCACCUAUCAAGCAUAGAUACCGAGGAACAAAGCUUUACCGAAUAUGUACAGGGACUAUUACAGCAAAAAGAAGCAAUGGGGAGGAUAUACAAGUUCGAAAGUAUCCUGAAGUAUGCGAAGUUUCCGGAUCUCCAUACACAGGUUCCAAAGCAAACCCAAAACCUAGCAACCAGCUUGCGUAUGGACUACCAUGAAGUGAGAGACAUAUUCGAGUGGCUCCGGAAGCGAAAAGUUGAGAGCGUAAUCGAGCUUUCCGUCCCUGAUCGACUUCUUACCCCCCAUAUCGAUGAGGAUGUUGAAUAUUGCGUGAACCAAUUCAACGUUCGCAUCCUCAAGUGGAGAAAGCUUGAUAUGUAUCUUGGAAACUUUGACUUGAAAAUCAAGAAUGAACUACAAGAGCUACAUCUCUUCAGUAGUGGAAGACAAGCCGUUCACGAUCAUUGGCUUUCUGAACUAAGAAGUUUCCCGAAGUUACAAAGACUAUUCGUAAACGUAGUAGUUGACGUAAUGAGCGAGAAACAAUUGAAGGAUUCAGUGCGUACACUACAAGAGAAGUUAGACCAACUGAAUAGAGAUGAGCUCGGGUAUCGUUGGACUAAAGGGCGUCAAGGAUUGCGAAAGGAUACCCAGAACACGCCCAUGGUUCCAGUGACAGAAUACGAAUGGGCCACGGACCGAGGGUUUAAGACGUAUAAAAAUCUGGAUGAGAUACGAAACAACGUUGUCGGAGGCAACCUUGCAGCAUUUAUUGACAAAUACGUCGAUUUCAAGCUUCCCGAUGACAAGAGAACUAAAGUAGCAGUAAUCGAUAGCGGCGUGGUGAGUGUUGGCGGCAAGGCAAAGUCCCGAGAUUCGAAGAGCGAGAGAGAGGAUGGGGCUAUAAACGGGCAAACAAAUGGGAGGAAGGAGGGUAGUGAUAAUAUAUCAACAAGAGACCCUACCGAUGCGACUCAACCGUCAACUACCGACUUGGCGGAGCUAAUAGAGGAUGGGAAGUCUUACGUGAACACCGGCGAUGACGAAGAACAAAUGUGGUGGCAUGCAUCUGAGCCUCAUGGGACACAGAUGGCGAGGUUGAUCUGCUCGAUCGAUCCACGUUGCAAACUAUACGUGGUCAAGGUAGCAGAGACACGAAGUUCAGGUAUUGCAGCUAAUGUCGUUGCUCAGGCAAUUGAAUGGGCAAUUGACAAGAAGGUCGACAUCAUAUCAAUUAGUCUCGUGGUCUUCGCUAACACAGAAGACAUGAUAAAGCAGAUAGAGAAGGCUAGAAGAAAAGACAUUGUAGUCUUGGUGAGCACGGCGGAUACGGGUCUAGCGACGACGCCAACGUCAACAGACAAGCCAGAUAAUAACGAAGAUCUGUUCACCAUCGUGGCGUGCGACAAGUGGGGAAAUCUCCUACCAUUCAGUCAAAAGAGCGGGUAUAGGUUUAGAUUUGUAGGUCAUAAUGUCCAAGUUGGACAGAUCCCGUUUUUGAAAUCCGAGGAGUCAGUCACUGGAAGUUCAGCUGCAACGGCUAUCGCGGCUGGAGCUGCCUCACUGAUACUGGCGUGCUAUCGCAUUUCGCCCAAAUUUGACGACAGUGGUGAAGACUGGAGAUACAGGAUGGUCAAGAAAAGGUUUAGGGAGAUGGGAGAAGGGGGUGAUCAACCCUACGUUAAGCUGGAAAACCUAUGUGGAAAGAAUAGAGACCUUCGGAACAUUGACUUUCAGGCCGUGGUGAGGGAAGAAUUCGUUCGCAACCCCUGACCACCAGCGCCGCCCCCCGACCAAGUAUUAUUUUGUUUGAUUGCCAGAUAACUUGACCAGUCAAAACAAGAUAAGACCUUCUAGAUUAUUUCACAAACCAAAACAGAUUUUUAUACUUGACUCCUUUAAUUGCAAUUAAUUGCAAGUAAUCUUUUGAUUUUUCUGAACUAACCUGACCUGACCUGACCUAACCUACCACCUUGAGGCAAGAUUAUGAGCAUACAAAGGCUCAGCUACCAUUAGCAUCGCAUGGAUUCCUUACGUGGCGAGAAGAAGGAAAAAUGCUGACACUUUUGUGCUACUCGCGUGUAGUUACAUUCCCGUUAUCAGCUGGUGUGGUGUCGAAAAUUCUGCCGGGUACUGGUAC
Xylaria bambusicola is the source of this 3438-nucleotide messenger RNA. RefSeq lists its product as uncharacterized. Gene Ontology annotation, molecular function: serine-type endopeptidase activity. Gene Ontology annotation, biological process: proteolysis. NCBI's taxonomy places the organism in Eukaryota, Fungi, Ascomycota, Sordariomycetes, Xylariales, Xylariaceae. The coding region runs from base 66 to 3071 and encodes 1001 amino acids. The transcript has 9 exons. The record is from RefSeq and is a predicted model, not a curated record.